AUGGAACACUCGGGAAUCUUCGACGCUGCAACGUUGGAAGUGGACGCUAUCGCUUCAUCCGUGGCCGAGGCCGUUGCUGUGGUGGUAAAUGGAGGAGAUGCCACUGCGCAAGCGCAGUCUGUCGCACAGUCCAUUGGCCUUGCAUACGCCGCCGCGAUUUCUUAUGCCGAUACGGCAGUUGAGGUGGAGGGACAGGGGCAAGCGGUGUCUGAUGCGAGUGCGGAAUCCUAUGCCGUUGCGAGAGCCACCGCCUACGCCAUCGCGCGAGGCCUUGCUACCGCCAUCUCGGACAAUGCUGCCGCCUACGGAGAUGUGUAUGCCGAGUCCCUUACUGUCGGAAUCGCCGAGGCUGCGUCCAGCGCGAGGGCAACCUCGGCCACCACGGGUGGAUCUGCUCACGCCACACAGGAGAGCGUUGCCGUGGCUGUUGCUGUUCCCAUUGCAACUGCGCUCGCCGAAGCUUUUGCCUACGCGGCCGAAGGUGGAGCGGUUGCCGCAGUGAAUGCGGUUGCCCAGACCGAGGUCGAGGAGCAGGCAUUCACGGCGACCAACAGCGACAGCGGCGCUCAAGCGGACAAUGGGCAGCAGUCCUUGGGAGUUGCGGAGGGCGACGCCAUCAGCUUCAGCGGUGUUCUUGGCGACUACGGGAAUCUGCUCGGAGCCGGCAGCGGGAAGAGCGGCGGGGGAUCCAACGGCUGCUGGCUUCAGAGUUACUGGAGCCGCUGGUGCCGCAAGUAG
This is a messenger RNA of Ostreobium quekettii, 738 nucleotides long. NCBI's taxonomy places the organism in Eukaryota, Viridiplantae, Chlorophyta, Ulvophyceae, Bryopsidales, Ostreobiaceae. The record is from the annotation of a GenBank genome assembly.